This is a messenger RNA of Ogataea philodendri, 738 nucleotides long. RefSeq lists its product as uncharacterized. Lineage: Eukaryota; Fungi; Ascomycota; Pichiomycetes; Pichiales; Pichiaceae. The transcript has a single exon. Gene Ontology annotation, cellular component: mediator complex. Gene Ontology annotation, molecular function: transcription coregulator activity. The record is from RefSeq and is a predicted model, not a curated record. The coding region runs from base 1 to 738 and encodes 245 amino acids. Gene Ontology annotation, biological process: regulation of transcription by RNA polymerase II.
AUGAGUUACUCUAACGAAAAUACCUUUAUAUAUCGACAGGUGGAGCUAUUUGAGAGCCAGUUGAGAGAGCUGACUAACUCCAUUCAGCAGUACGAGCCGAACGUUGACGUUUCAGCAAAGCUGGUGACCACUGUCGACACCAUUGAUCAGGAACUGUCUCAGCUCGAAAGACUUCACGAGCUGAAAAGAAGCCAGGUCUUUGAACAAAACAAGGAAAAUCUACGAUUGAACGAUGAUAUCAAAAACAUUCUUACUUCGUUAAUCGACUGUCGCAAAAACCUCAACAGUCUUCCCAAACUAGAUACUCAUGAACGAUUGCAAAUGGAGCCCGAGUCUGAUUCCAAAGAGUCCAACCUCGAGGCAGUGAAAGAGUUACUCGCAUACGCCAUGAAAUUGGCGAAGUUCUCCAAGAUUCCCCGAACAUUUGAUGGAUUUCUCCUACCCAACAACUUUAUUUGGCCCGGAGACGAUAACAUGAGACGUGGUAUGCUGGCGACAGCAUCGUUAAUGCCCGAUAAAAUUGUCCGUCACGAGAACGGCGAACCCGACGAGCAGAUGGACGUCGAUAUGGUCGAGCCCGAGACAAAAGAACCGGAAAGUCAACAGGCUGACGACGACGACGAGCUUGUUCCCGAGCGUCGUCAUAGCUUUAAGAGCUCUGCCAGUCCCGAAAAGAAAGACGCUGCCGCUAUUAUGGCAGGAAUAGAUCUGUUUGACGAAAGCGACGACGACGACUAG